AUGAAGGACCUUAAACAGCGAGAUGCCUCUCUUUUCCUGGAAGUUAGUUGCCAAGAUGAUUCACCAAGUCUUCCCCUGCACUCCUCCAUCGUCUUAUUCCUCUUGUCAUACUGUGAGUGCAAAUCAUUCAAAGUCCACCUGGUCUCCAGCAAUCCCCACAGCUCUCAGACGCUUCGCAGUCAGCUGCCAGAGUUCCUAGACGUGCGGGUCGUAGUGAUGGAGAGUCUUCCCCUGCUGGUGCAAGGCUGCCGCCUGCCUGCCGUGCUUGACGAGAGCGGGAGGCUUUGCAGGGCAGGACUGGCUGUGGUUCUGAGGCACAUCAUCAACAAGAGCAUCGAAACUGAGCCAUCCAGGAACGAUGUACAGGCUCUGCUGGGCUUCAAGAAAACCUGUCUCAAAGCCUGUGCUGAGGUGAGCAAGUGGACCAGACUCUGUGAAAUCGACAUCCCGUCCGCUGUUGAGGAGCACCUCCGAAAUCCCAGCAGCCAUGAGCCUUAUCCAACGCCCUCUGCCAUCCUUUCAUUGGAGCAAAGGCUAGCCGAGCCUGUCAAAGUCCACAACGACGACAAAAUCCGCCGACAGAAGCUCAAGCAGCUUAGACAAAACGGGAAUGUUUCCUCUGCUGAGAGAAGCGUGCAUUCAGACCUGGGUGAGGGACUGGAACUCAAAGCUGCUCUGGCAAAGCUGUCUAUGGCCGCAGCUCCGAUUCCGACCACUAGGGAGAGCUGUGAGAUUAGAAAAGUCAAGACCAACGACCUGCCUGUGCUGGAGCACGUGUUUGCUGAGGGGCUGUAUUUCACUCUGACUGAUGUGGUCUUGCUGCCUUGCAUCCAUCAGUAUCUGUCUUCCAUUGACUCCCAUGCUGCCAGCACUCUGCAAAGCCUACCCCACUUGCUGGGCUGGUACAGCCGCGUUCAGAAGGUCCCCGGGGUCCUUCGGGCCGCCGAAACCUGCGGGAUCAAGCUUAUCGUCCCCGAUAAGCUGCUGCCCAUCAUAGAUGGAACACCGGCUGAGAACAGCCCAGCAGGUCAUCUGGAGCAAGAAGAGGAGACCAGCAAACAGCUGCCUUUUGUCGGUGGACCCCGGCCCACUAUCACCAAACUUAAAGAAAGUGGCAUUGAAGCGGCCUUCUCGGAUCAUCCUUGCCCGGAGUGGUCGAUCCCGUGGGACAGCUUACCGGAAGCCAUCAACCCCACUGAAGGGAAAAUGUCAAACAUCCGCACAGUUAGGAAGAGGCAGCAGCUGAAUAACUUGGUUGCCAUGGUGACCCAACUAGCCAAACCAGGAUGCACUGUUGUUGAUUUCUGCAGUGGAACAGGCCACGUGGGGAUUGUUUUGGCCCAUGCCCUCCCACAGUGUCAGGUCAUUCUCAUAGAAAAUAAGGAAGAAUCUCUGAUCAGGGCGCACGUUCGCAGCGCUGAGCUCGGACUAGAAAACAUUGGCUUCAUUCAGGCCAACUUGGAUUAUUUUACUGGACCCUUUCAUGUCGGGGUUGCGCUCCAUGCGUGCGGCGUGGCGACGGAUAUGGUGAUGGAGCACUGCAUUCAAGCGAGGGCCGCCUUCGUCAUCAGCCCCUGUUGCUAUGGCUUCAUCCAGAACGCCGUUAAGUUCACCUUCCCGAGGAGCAAAAAGUUCCAGGACACGCUGACUUACAAGGAACACAUGAUACUCUGCCGCUUCGCCGACCAAACCGCUCUCCAGCUUCCUCCUGAGAGGCGACUAAUAGGAAAGCAAUGCAUGGGCCUCGUCGAUCUGGACCGCUCAUGGAGCGCAGAAUCACACGGCUACCGGGUGCGGGUAAUGACUAUGGAGCCUGAGACGUGCUCGCCGAAGAACAAUAUGCUGGUAGGAAGGCCCAGCUGGGAGGAUGACCGUACCUCAACAUGUGGGAGUCUUUAA
Molecule: messenger RNA, 1899 nt
Organism: Nerophis lumbriciformis (worm pipefish)
Lineage: Eukaryota; Metazoa; Chordata; Actinopteri; Syngnathiformes; Syngnathidae
Source: RefSeq, a predicted model, not a curated record